AUGGUACAUGUAGAUGUAGCCUGCACGGUCAUUCGUUUGACCCCAGUGUGGAUGUGUUUAGCUGCCCACUGUUCAGAUGGUCAUUGGCCUUCACAACUGGAGGCACUUUCUCACGUGGUGGAUUACGGUUUCUCUGUGGAUACAUUUAAAAAGAGACCCGAAGUACUCUUCACUCAUCUCUUUGUACAUGCCACUGAUGAACACCUUUUGGGAAAUAUGGUUUCACUCACAGGAACAUUAAUGGAAUUUGGUGGAGAUAGUGUAAUAGAGAAUGUAGAGGAAGAAAGUAUUAUUGUAUCGAUUCGACGCACGAUUGGAUCUUUUAUUGUAUUUAUUAGUGGUGGUAUUAUAGGUGGAAUUGGUGGACAAUUGCUAUUUAAUGACGCACAGAGAAACCGACGGUAUGGUCGUGGUUUAACAUUUCCAGGAUUGCCAAAAGGUGGAAUAAAUGAAAUCAUUGGUAAUAUUUGCAAUUCUAAUAAUAAUAGUGAUAGUUCUGGGGCCCCACUUGCUGCUCUCACAUCUCGUGUUCGUCGUUGGGCGGAUGAUAUGAUGUAUAAAAUUGAUAAACACCGUUCCGAUUCUAUAUUUAUGUGUGGAGCCAGUGCUGGUAUCUGUGCCCUUGCGGGAUUUAAUGCUGUUUAUUAUAAUCGCUGGGCCACUGCUUUGCCUUUAGUAGUGCCGGAGUUUAUUGCGGUGGUGUGUGCCUUGUUGGAUUCCACUUCUCGCAUUGCGGGAACGGCGUGGCUGCCGGCCGGUGGAGUCGUUGGACACGCCGCUCACGUUGGGGGAUUUAUGGCUGGGGCGGGUAUUGGGGCCUUGUGGAGAUGGUGGUGCUGUGGAAAGAAUAAUAAUAAUAAUAAUAAUAAUAAGAGGAAUAAUAAUAAUAAGAGGAGGAGGAAGGAGUGGCCAGCUUUUUAA
Trypanosoma theileri is the source of this 921-nucleotide messenger RNA. RefSeq lists its product as uncharacterized. NCBI's taxonomy places the organism in Eukaryota, Euglenozoa, Kinetoplastea, Trypanosomatida, Trypanosomatidae. The record is from RefSeq and is a predicted model, not a curated record. Gene Ontology annotation, molecular function: serine-type endopeptidase activity. Gene Ontology annotation, cellular component: membrane. The transcript has a single exon. Bases 1 to 921 code for a protein of 306 amino acids.